Messenger RNA from Venustampulla echinocandica, 498 nucleotides. RefSeq lists its product as uncharacterized. The coding region runs from base 1 to 498 and encodes 165 amino acids. The record is from RefSeq and is a predicted model, not a curated record. The transcript has a single exon. Lineage: Eukaryota; Fungi; Ascomycota; Leotiomycetes; Helotiales; Pleuroascaceae.
AUGUUAUUACAUCUCGUAACUGUUAGACGACCUGCUCCGUUGUUAGUGCCACCCCAUACGCACCGCCUACGGGCCAGAAGCCGGCAGGCAAAUCAUGAAGCCUUUGCUGCUGCAGCCCAGCGCAGCCUGGGCCUUGAGGUGAACUGUGAAGCCAGACCAAGAGUCAUGGAGGACGACCCAAGUGAGGGGGAAGAGCGUAAGCUCCACAGUUGCUCUUACUACUCGAUUACCCCAUUGUUACCCCCUUACUCCAUUACACCGUGGCUCAACAGCAACCAGCAGCCAGCAGCCAGCUCGCCAACUCGCCAACUCGCUAUGUCAGGUCAGGUCAGGUCUGCACCAGCAAGGCGAACCGUGCAGCUGCAUGGACGUGGACGUGGCCGUGGACGUCCAGUGACGACCCUCCACAUAUGUAUUCGCGUGUUCCAGAUCGAUCUCAGCGCGAUGGUUCAAAUGGCCCACCGCCAGACAUGUGGCGAAACCUUGGAAACCGCCUAG